Penicillium arizonense is the source of this 1620-nucleotide messenger RNA. It is a transcript of the gene atg15, whose product is annotated as triglyceride lipase ATG15. The coding region runs from base 1 to 1620 and encodes 539 amino acids. Gene Ontology annotation, biological process: piecemeal microautophagy of the nucleus; macroautophagy; neutral lipid catabolic process. Gene Ontology annotation, molecular function: glycerophospholipase activity. The transcript is spliced from 3 exons. The record is from RefSeq and is a predicted model, not a curated record. NCBI's taxonomy places the organism in Eukaryota, Fungi, Ascomycota, Eurotiomycetes, Eurotiales, Aspergillaceae.
AUGUCUCGAAAGCGUUCGUGGCUUGGACUGACUGUCCAUAGCCUUCUAUUAUCAGCGGCAGUACUAUCGACCGCUGCCUCCGCCUCGGCUUAUCCACCCCUACAAGCUCCUAUCAUCCCGCCACAAGUACCUUUGGGGUCCGAAGGUACACCCGAGACGCAUGAGUUUUCCCUACGGCACAUUUUCCAACGCGGUACCUCUGAACUACCCGACCUCCAUGCAAGACUCGAUGUUAAGGCAGACACUCGGCUUCGGGCUGUAUCGGAGGAUGGUGAUGAAACCGACUAUGUUGCGUCAGAGUCCCCUCUACUUGCUUCGUCAGUUCCCCUCACGAUACAACGGUUGGCCGAUCGAAGACUCCCGGUGAUCGAGGGGCAUUUGGCCGCUUCGCGGUCUUCUGGAUCUGUGGCCGCCUUGUCUGCAGAUGAGUGGGUCAUGGACACCCUGCAAGGGCCAGAUAUUACAGACAAGACGACGGUCUUGACAUUCGCUCAGAUGACCGCAAAUGACUAUAUCGAGGAACCUGGGACGGGACAGUGGCACUCUAUACACGGCCAAUUUAACUACUCGGGGAGCUUUGGUUGGCAGAAAGAUGGACUCAGAGGGCACAUCUAUGCUGAUAAAACCAAUAGCACUGUCGUGAUUUCGUUAAAGGGUACUUCGCCGGCUCUGUUUGAUGGCGCGGGUACCACCACCAAUGACAAAGUCAACGACAAUCUAUUUUUCAGCUGCUGCUGCGGCCAAGGAGGCUCCUACCUGUGGAGGCAAGUCUGCGACUGUCAGAGUGCUACCUACACAGCGAACUUGACUUGCAUUGUUGAGUCUAUGAAUGAUGAAAACCGUUACUACCGGGCUGGGAUUGAGCUCUACUCAAACGUCACCGAGCUCUAUCCGGAUGCAAAUAUCUGGAUGACGGGCCAUUCAUUGGGUGGUGCAAUGACUAGUUUAGUCGGGUUGACUUUUGGGUUGCCCGUGGUCACUUUCGAAGCUAUUCCUGAAGCCUUACCGGCAGCUCGACUUGGCCUCCCAAGCCCACCUGGCCAUGACCCACGCUUCCCGCAAACACGAAUGCACACCGGGGCCUAUCAUUUUGGGCAUACAGCAGAUCCGAUAUACAUGGGAACUUGCAACGGGAUCAACUCGAUCUGCACAUGGGGCGGCUAUGCGCUGGAGUCGGUUUGCCACACCGGACAGGUAUGCACAUAUGAUACUGUCGCAGAUAAGGGAUGGCGUGUUGGACUGGGUACUCACAAGAUCGAAAAUGUGAUAUCUGAUGUCAUCUUAAAAUACGACACUGUCCCGAAAUGUGUGGCAGAGGAGGAAUGCUUUGAUUGUGAUCUCUGGAAGUUCUUCCGAAGCAAUGGCUCCGAGAACAUCGACGUGCGAGACCCCCGGGUGGUGGGGCUGUCUGGACGAAAGCACCACAACUACUACCACCACCACGACUUCUCCGACGAGUACAGCUACGACCACAACAUGCAAAACUCCCGGUUGGUUUGGGUGCAACGAUCCUACAACUACCACAACAGCAACUCCGGCGCCUACAGUCACGACAACUCUACCCACGGUAACUGCAACGACUACCACCUGCAAAACUCCUGGCUGGUUUGGCUGCAAUGA